Messenger RNA from Nycticebus coucang (slow loris), 8587 nucleotides. RefSeq names its product chromosome 9 C6orf141 homolog (gene C9H6orf141). The record is from RefSeq and is a predicted model, not a curated record. NCBI's taxonomy places the organism in Eukaryota, Metazoa, Chordata, Mammalia, Primates, Lorisidae. The coding region runs from base 315 to 938 and encodes 207 amino acids. The transcript has 3 exons.
UUCGGGGCAUUUCAGGGGGCGCAGUGUGAAGGUGUCUUUGGCGAAGGGCAGGUGGGGAAUUAAAGCUGAGAAGUAAGCAGAUAAACUACAAGAGGAACAGGGGUGGGCCGGGUAGGAAGAAGGCGAGGUGCACGCGGCGGAGGGGAGCGGAGGGAGAGAGCGCGCCGCCCGGGGGCAGGAGGGGCUGAGCCGGUCUCCCGCCCCGGCUGGUGAGCGUCCGCCGCGGGCCACGGAGGCCACACCUAGGGCCUACCCGCCCCGCGCUUCCCAGCUCAGCAGGAACUUGUUGCUUGAACCCGUUCAAGAGCCAGCGAAUGAAUGACCCUUUGGUCGGGAUGGGGGCUCCCGGGCCCCAGGGAGCUGCGAGUCCCACCGACUCCUCCCACAGCCCGGGGCGCAGCGGACCCUUUACGCGCGACGUGGGGCGCGGGGCUCCCGGGGCCCCCCAGGCUCCCUGCGGCCCGAGUGCGGCUCCCGCGGGGGCGAGCAGAGGCCGGGGCCGGGGCCGCGAGGGCUUGGCGGCGGGUCCGGCUCUCGGAGCGCACGCCGGGGACAAUCCGGACUGUGACUCCUGGGUCAAGGAGAAAGUGCUCUUUCUUCUGCACCCAGAGAGGUGGUUAGGGACUCAAGGGGACCCCGCGCAGGAAGAGGUGGCCAGUGGGGAGGACUUUCCUCAGGAGGCCGGAGACCACCGUGACCGAGAACUCAACUGUCCUGUUUUUCAACGAGAAAAGAGAAUUUCUGGCAGGCGAAUAGCCGCCCCCUCCCAAGCCCCGCCGCGGGACCCCGCAGCCCCCGCCAGAUCGGUGCUCGUGCGGGUCGUGGAUUAUCAGAUGACCCAAGAAGUGCUGCAGACCGCGUGGACGAAGGGUCGCAUGACCACGAAGACCGAGGAACAUUCCAUGACCGCGGUCACUUUUCGGACCAGUAGAGAGUGAGGCGAUCUGCGGGGCGCCGGGACCCCUGCCGAGCCCGGGUUCUCCUCGCCCGGAGAGGCGCGCCCCGGGUCUGCGCCGCGGAGAGGAACCGUUUGUCUCCUGGGAGCUCACUGAGGCCCGGAGGAGCUUAAACACCAAGGAGGAGUCCCAGGAGUGUUCCCGUCCAGUGCAGGAGAGAGGAUCCUUAAAAGAAAGUGCUAUUCCAGGAACCCCAACCUGCAAUUAACAGACAGAAAUAACCUUCUAAGAGGCUGGCGCAGCGCUUCAGCGAGGCAGAUAACACCAGCGACAGCUUGAAAAACUGUAAGCAGCAUAAUAUCUCCUAUCUGGUGAUCUGGGGACCUAAGUCAUUCAGAAGAGGGGGAGAAGGUAUUUUCAAAUAGGCAGAGCGUGGGAGUUUUGAAAUGAGACAACGAUGUUAAUUGGCAUUUACCAGUAACUUUCAAUUGAUCUCUCUUUAGGACUUAAGAGCAGAAAUGAAGUGUGAGGUCUGCUCUCAGCAGAAAGGGUGAAAGUGGGUGGAGAGAAGGGAUUGUUUUAAAAGUCUAAAGAAAAAAUAAGAAGAAAUAGGAAACUGAAACCAAACCAGCAAGUAAACAAUAUUUUUCUUGUCUCUGUCUUAUAAUGUGCACGGUUUUCAAUUUUCUCCCCACAAUUCAGUGUUAAGAAGAAAAAGAGAAGAGCUAGGGAAAAGGAAUUGUGGACAAAAGACACAGAAUAUUUGAUUUAGUCCAGGAAAAAUGCCUUUAACUUGGAAUUUUAAAUUUUAAUGUUAAAAAUACUGCCUAUACAUCUUCUAAUCUAAAAGUAGAUAGAAGUAUAUAAUUUGCCACUAAAUGAUUGCAUGUCUUAUUUUUGUCCAUAGAUCUUUAUUAAUGAGAUUUGUAGUUAAGAGUGGAUUUGUAAUCCCUCUCUCCUGGUGUUAAAAAAUCUCUCCUGGUGCUAUUGAAACUACUUAUUUUUCUUACUUUAUUUUAUUUUCCUAUUAAACUCUAUCUGUAUUAACUCUUUGGAAAUGGCCGGCCUGGUUGGAACUCUGGAAGAAGCAAUACAGCCCUCUAGAGGUCAGCUGCUUGACCUUAACCCUAUUGAAGAAAUAUUUGAGUCCUGAAAGAAUCAAUCAAACAAAUGGGCCAACCGAGGCCAGGAGGUCACACAGCUGGUUCUUGCAUGUGCUUGCUAAGUGAACAAAGAAUGUGAUUAUCUGCCUCCUCAGGGUCUGGUGAUGGCCUUCUGAGGAAUUUAUUUCUACGGGUCUCAAGAUGACUGAGGGCAUUCUCGGUUUUCUAACUCGCGUUUAUGAGAAGAACUAAGCCAUGUUGAUGUCCCUGAAUCCUGUAAAGCCUGUUGGCUGGAGAAUGACCACCAGUAGUUCUCAGGCCUGUGAGACCCUCACUUAAGAAAGGAAUUCAGCACCUGUGCUCAAUCUGUGUUCAAAGCUGCUUGACAGAUUAAAAAAAUUGUGUAUGAGCCCUAAGGAUGAAUUAUCUUUUUCACCAACAACCCUGGCUGGUUCCAAUGUGAAUUAAUCUUCUUGGCCGAUGAAUUUCAGACCUGAGCUUAUCAAUUUGGUUGAGUCAUCAGAUGUCUUGGUGAUUGGUCAUUGUCUGUAGACAAUAACAGAAAAGCCUCUUUUACAGUGAAAAGAAAUGAUAACAUCAGUCAGUGUCUUCUCUUUGUAGACAGAGUCAAGGUUCAACUACUUGGUUGGAUUCAGAACAGGCACCAUCUCUUACUAACUGCGUGUCCAGGGUUUUCCUGAACUGGGAGAAUGAGGAGCCUGAGGAAUCUUUUCUCAUUCACGGGUGUCUUGGGAAUGCAUCCAAAGUGAAACAGGCAUCCUCAGUACUAAGAACUCUCUGAGAAUGGCUGGGUCUUAGGUCUUUGAUCUUACCUUCACCUCACUGAAAAAAAUAGAAUUAUUUACAAUUGUAUUAGAUGAAUGAACUACAUCAAAGACUUCCAGAAGCCACCUGGCCACUCAAGUGACCAAGUGACUAUAAGACAAAUGUCUGAGUCACAUGGCCACCAUGGAUCAGGCAAGUGGAGCGGUCCUCUGCUCUUAAAACCCUUUGUCCACAGCCAUAAUGACUUUGAAUUCAUUACAUGUGACUUGCCAUCCUUAGUCUUUUUUUUUUAAGCUUUAGACUUUUAUAUCCUAAGCUGCUCUUAUUCUUGUUGGACAUUACCAGCACUUGGUGAUAAAACUUGAUGUGGCUCUUUGCUUUAACAAAAAAAAAAAAAAAGAAGAAGAAAAAGAAGGGAAAGUGUUUUGUUAGAAGAAUAAGUUAUACUCACUGCAGAAAAAUAACAAAAUUAUUCUUCUUGUUAGAAGAAUAAGUUAUACUCACUGCAGAAAUAUUAUUUUGUGAAAAAAGAGAAAAAUAGAAUAAAAAGAAACAAAAACUGUCCCCCAACCCAAACCUCUCUUAAUAUUAGUAUUUAGUAUAUUUCAAGUAUGGCUUUAUUUUAUUCUAUUUUUAUGUGUCUCCAUAUUAUAUAUACAUAUACUUUCCCAAGCAUAAACUGUGUAUAAGCAAAAUAACUGUGUAGUGUAACCUCUGUAUAUUUUCUUAGUUUUGUCUUUGUAUUAACUAAAUCUAUACUGAUGCCACUCAGUGUGCUAUUGUGAAUCAGCAGCAUGUGCUGGUGGUUUUCAGAAAUGGAGACUCUCAGGCCCUACCUCAGAGCUACUGAAUCAGAAUUUGCACUUAGACAAGACCUCUGGGGGAUUCAAAUUAAAGUGUUAGAAACAGUAACACCCUAUUUUAGUUUUGCAUUUUACUUCAUCAUUUGCUAAACUUAAAAAGCUUUUAUUUUUCCUAUAGGCCCCAUUAAUUUUCAACUAUGCUAUACAUUAAUAAUUUAUAGAAUUACAAAAACAUUUAGAGAUUUCAGGAGAGGGAAAUAUAUGUAUGGUUUUGUAAAUUGGCAAAGACAUCUGUAAGAAGUUUUGUCAUUUUUUCAUGGUAAAAUGAUUUUUUUUUUUAUUAAAUCAUGGCAGUGUACAUUAAUUCAAUCAUGGGGUACCCUGUGCUGGUUUUAUAUACAAUUUGAAAUAUUUUCAUCACACUGGUUAACAUAGCCUUUCUGGCUUUUUCUUAGUUAUUGUGUUAAAACAUUUAUAAUCUACAUUUAGUAGGUUUCAUAUGAACCCUUGUAAGAUGCACUGUAAGGUCUUUUUUAAAAGCCUAUUAUUUUAAAUAUUUUUCUAGUAAACCAUUGAUUUGUUAUUAGAUUCCAAACUAUUUUAGAAAUAAGGUUCUUUCAUUAUCUAAGAAUAUAAAGUAAUACACUCUCAGAAAACUCCCAUCAGAGAGUCAUUAACGUAUUGCACAAGGUCAGCCCCUUGCAGGCUGAGUGCAGACUUGUCAGGCGCCUAUAAUGAAUUGUGAGGGGGCGGGGAAGAAAGAGAAUUCAAAUCAACUGAUUCAGAUAAGGAAACAAAAGGCUGUGACUUUUGGACACCCUGACAUCUCUGUAGCUGCAAUCAGUACUUUGCUCUUUAAUUAGGGAGAGCAAAUAUUUGUGAAUUCACUUCUCUAGAUGUAGAUAAAGUCCAGAGUACUUUGGAGAAAGUAAAGGGUUAUGAUCAGUAGUUAAGGCACUGUGCAGCCAAGUAGUCACCAACAAAAGGUUAAGGCAAAGUGAGGAAUUAACUGAAGUCAAACUCAGAUUUUUAAGUGUAAAACAAAGUAAGAAUACAGUGAAGGGACCACAGUCUUCAUAAAAAUAGAACAGAGGUGGCUCGACACCCAUAUCUCAGUGGUUAGGGCGCCGGCCACAUGCAGCCGGGCUGGUGGGUUUGAACCCAGCCCUGCGCUGCUAAACAACAAUAACAACAAAAACAACAAAAUAGCCCGGCAUUGUGGUGGGCGCUUGUAGUCCCAGCUAGGCUGAGGCAAGAGAAUUGCUUAAGCCCAACAGUUGGAGGUUGCUGUGAGCUAUGGUAACAAGGUACUCUACCGAGGGCAGGGCGACAUAAUGAGAUGCUGUCUCAAAAAAAAAAAAAAUGUAUAUAUAUACAUACACACGUACACACACAGACACACACAGAGGCUGUGGGUUCAGAGCUUGGAGUAAGGAAGCAAAGGCAAAAGAGUGCAAUGGGAAAGUUUUAUAGUGACCAAAAUGAUCUUAACAUUUCCCUAGCUUGACUAAAGUUUAGAUAGUCUCCUUUCUGACUAUCCUGACCUCCCUUCUCUUUUGGAGCAUUUACUCUCAGAAAUGUGUAGUUGUAAAUUCUUGAUCUGUGCCUUUAAGAUGUAAAUCUUUCCCAAGCCUUUUGGUAAUCUUAACAAGGUAGUAAUGUCUGUGUUAAAGACCCAGAAGCCAUCCCUUUGAAAUGUAAUCUUUUAGAAGGACAGGGCUUCCAAAUCUUUGUGAGGGCACGAGCUCAACUUCUCUAAGUGUCAGUUAAAUUUAGAUGCCACAGUUAUACACCAAAGUCCCCCAAACAUUCUUCUCCAGUACUUUUCCACUAGCUCACCCCAGUACUUAAAACUUUCCCACCUCUUGUUUCGAAGGAGUUGAGUUCAAUCUCUCUUCCAUAAUGCAGUAUAGUCUGGAAUAGUCUUCCUUGUUUACCCAUGUCCCAUGCAAUAUUUAUUUGACAAUAGUGAGAAGAGAAAGGCUUUAGAGCCUUUGAUUGGAGCCUGUUGGCAUGGGGAAGCUGGAGGCAGGCUAUCAAGAAGGGUAGCUUCUUGCAUGAUUGGUUUAGAGCUUUCUCAGAUGGUCCUGAGUUGGAAGGAGGGAAAGAGAUGGAGAAGCCCAAAGUUCAUUAACCAAGAUCUUACCUCCUGAGCUGACUGCUACAGUGCUAUGGUUUGGCUUCCCAUGCUAUAGGCACAGAAGCUGUAGGGGGGCAUUCUGUAAGAAAUAGAAAUAGUGUCAACCACAUAGGGGUUUUUUCCUAGAAUUCAGCUAAAUGAGAAUUCUGAAAUGUAAUAAAAAAUAAAAAUUAGAUAUUAUAAUUAGUACUAGUAGUCAUGGUUUGUUCUUCCUGUUUAGUUGUCUUUUCAUCUUACCUGAGCUUUAUUCUUGGUUUAAUGACAAAGAACAAAGGCAUAUAAGACAAAGAAAUGAUAUCAGAUUCAAAUCUGUGGUUUUUACUAAGAUUCUUCUCAGUCUUUUUUCAUAUAUUACCAUCUAUUGACAUAGGAAACUGUCAGGCAUUGUUUAGCUGAGUCAGGAAGUCUUGGACCUCUCUGAUCAAAGUAGGAUGGAGGACAGGACAAGUUCUAACUGGUUCCAUCUGAGAUGAGGGGGAGGAACGGACUGUUUCUUGACCUUGUAGCUUCAUUAUACCCUCAUUACCACAAAAACUCUAAGGAAACCUCACACUCCCAUCAUGUACCUGAUGCCAGGCCAGUUCCAGGUUGACUAUAUUUAGUCAAAAGGAGGGCUUCACCCUAAUUCUGGGAAAACACUAGUCUUUUCCAAGAAAUAACAUGAAUAUUCCUCUUCUUGCUUAGCCUAGAAUUAAGCCAUUGCUUCCUUUUUAUUUUAAGAUUAAUGUAAGGGUACAUACAAUUAAGUUGCGUUGUUUAAAGCCAUUGCCUAAAUAAAAGGACUCAAAGAACCAUAAGGGCUGUUCUCUUCUGCAGGGAGAACUAACUAGCCUCUACUCUUGUCUGUGAAGAGAUUUUCUAUACUUCCUGAAUAAAAUUCAUUUUCACCUCAUCAUGUCAGUUCAAUCCUGUGUUCUUUCUCACAUGAAAACCAAGGAUGCACUUGCACUUGAAGGGAUUUCUAGCAUUGGGAAUUACGUCCCUAUAGGCAGUAUGAGCAUGGCCAUUGUCCGUCGGUAUAUUAGCCCUUUCAUUAGUGUUAGAGCAAUCUUGAAGACAAAGUUAGGAACCAGAAGACCCAGCCACAGAAUUCUUUUUUGGAGAUACUGUAUUACAUUAGACUUACUUCUUAGAAACAUCCAGAUGCGGCAUUGCAAGGAGUUUGUUUAUGGGAGUGAAAUACACAUUGGCAUAAUUUAGUCCUGAAUGUUGGCCCCCAAAAUGCCAUGUAAUAGAUUAGUGCUACCUUAUUGAAAGCAAAUUAAAGCCUACAUAGAGUCCACCUAUGCUUGGGGUGUUACCUAGUGGUCACUGAGGUUAUAGGAUACAUGAGUCUAAGAUUGCAAAACUUGCACCUAGCUCAAACCCCUGAGUGUUACAGCUGCUUUAUGUGCCCAUUGGAUCAUCCUUAGGCACAUGUUCUACUUCCAGAAACUCUUGUGACUUUCCACUUAUUUUGAAAGCCUCUGAGGUUCAUGGGGAAAUGAAUACAAUUGAAUACCCCUAAGUCAAGUUGGUUGGGAGAGGAUUAAGGAGGUAUAAAGGGUCCCAGACACAUAUUUUGUUGUGUAUAACACGUGCCUUUUAUCCAAAUUUUUGAGAGGAAAAUAAGGAUAUGCAUUAUAUAUGAGUAGUUGGCUUGGAAACAGGGGAGUCCAGCAGACCUCCCAAGGUGGGUGCAGGGUUCCAGUUAGAAGGAUCAGGAUCUGGUGGACUGGCUGGAGUGGUCUUAGCUAAACAAUGUGAUGGGGGAGGGGGUGGUAGCAGGGCUAGUGAGUUAGACCAUAGCCAUGCAGGGCAAAGGCUGGGGCCCAGGGCCUGGCUGUGCAGAGGGGACCCUGAGUUCCACCCAAGCCCGAGGGACCCACCUGGCUGCCUGCAGAGUCGGUUCCCAGAGUCGGCAGCUGUGGGAGGGUGGUGUGAUCUGCACAUUUACUACGGGAAUGUUAGCCCUCCCCAGAUGUUUCUCUCCUUCUAAGAACCAGCCACUUCUUGAGGGGAAUUUUCCCAAAAGUGUGGACAAAAAACAUGGAUGUGCAUUAUACAUGGCAAAAUGCAGUAAUUUUCACCAAACUAGGACAACGUCUGUAAGGCCUUUCUCACCGUCGUCCACAUGUCUCAGGGAAGCCCUAGCAUUCUGUGCACUUCCCAAGCCAACCUCAGUGUCGACCCAGGUCCCUGAGGUUAUGAUGUUUAAGCCAGACAAUCUUUUCAUCCCAGCUAGGUAGAAUCCAAAUUUAUAAAUACAAAAGGUUUGAGACUUCUAUAAACAUAUAAAUUUUCCUUUCUUAUCAGACUAUCAAGAAAAUAGACAAUUUUUACCAACCCAUGGAUUUGGGAAACCAGAAUGGCCUAGGUUAAAAAGUACAAAUGUAUAUGAGUAAAAAUAUGUAUGUAGUUACACGAUAUAUAACUAGUAAAGACUUUGGAGUCACACUACAAAAGGGCCUUUUUUCACAGAAUCAUGAAACUUUGCCCAUUGUAUUGAGGCUAACACUCAUGUAUUUAAUCCUGUGUUGCCCAGUCUUAUGGGCAUAUUAAACUGCAACAUCAAAAUUAGACUUCCACUUUUUCAAACUACAGUAAACAUUAUUUUGGGGAUAUUAAGGAAAGAAUGGGUAAUUGUUACAUUAUAGGUGAUUAUUUGUAGUCUGUGUUAACAUUUGAAAGCAUUUGGUUCAAAAACACAAAUGUGACUUAGAUCCUUUAACUGAUUUGCUUAAACCUUGGUGACCCAAAAUUUGAUGUGGCAAUUGCUUAUAGCUAUUUACUAAUUUGAGCAUGUAAAACAUGUAAUUGUUCCUGCCUUCCAGUUAGCACAAUCACAUUUUUAUAGUUAGAAAUGUAUUUUCUUGUCUA